Molecule: messenger RNA, 2150 nt
Organism: Topomyia yanbarensis
Lineage: Eukaryota; Metazoa; Arthropoda; Insecta; Diptera; Culicidae
Product: cilia- and flagella-associated protein 206
Exons: 6
Coding region: 201-2099 (632 amino acids)
Biological process (GO): regulation of cilium beat frequency
Cellular component (GO): axoneme; ciliary basal body
Source: RefSeq, a predicted model, not a curated record
AAUGCACGAGAAAUCCUGACUUUCUUCAUGAGUGUGUAAAUAACAUACAUGUUUUCAGUUGCUUGGAUAAUAGGUGGAACAUAGCAACCGCAAAAACAACCAGCUGGAAAAUAGCGGAAGCCAAGUUCACCGCCGAUCAUUCUAGUGCCUUUUGCCGGGUGGUGGAGUCGUUCCGCGGUACAAAAAAAGUGCAAUUAAACAUGAUAUCUAAUCACCUGAAAAGCUAUUUGCUGGAAUCGAACACCAAUCUGAAACCGCUUCUUUAUGAGAUCGUGAAACAAUGCGAAAGGAAAAACAUUCGCUACGACAAACAUCUGAUUACGUUCGUCAUGAAUCUGGUCAGUUUGGAUCCAAAGUUUGAGAUUUACAUGGAAACGCUGAGUGCCGAUCGACAGAAUCACGAUGACUUUGUGGAGGCAUGUGUUGAAAUAAUUUCUGACGAUCGUUCACCUGGGUUAAUCACACUUAAGAUGCAGCAUUAUUUUCUGCAAAAUUUCUUCAACAGAGAUGAGGUAGUCGAAAAACAUACCAAAAAUUUGCAUAAGAAAACUGCUCAUUUGCUAAAGGAAAUUACUGAAAACGAUGUCAUAACAAAGGAUGAGCAGGAUGAUAUUUUCAACAAAGUAAUUGUGGAUAUUAUUUUAAACAUGGGCUUGGGAAAUCCAGAAAACAGAGAGGUGUUUUCCGAAACCACAAAAGCGUUGAAUUCGGUUAUGUCUAGAAGUGAUAAAGCCAAAUUUGUCACGCUGGACAAGAAAGAUAGGCUCCUGGCGCUUAAGGAUAUCAGGGAGAUUGUAUGUGGUAUACGAAUCUUUAACAAACAUGCUGGAAAUUCUGCCAAUGGAAUGUCGGAUCUUCCACGAAUUUUGGAGCAGUCUCACGAAUCCACAAAAUCAAUUCUACAAAUCACACUGUGCGAAAUUAUGGACAAGGUUAAUCUACUAACCAGUGCACUCAACUCUUCAAUCGCAUAUGAUCUUCGAAAUCGAGCUAUCGUUACCCUAUUACCGGAGAACAUAUCCGCUGAUGAUUUGGAUAUGUUAAAAGAUCUCCUAAUAAUGUAUCGUCAGCAUGAGGUCUAUACUCGAAAGAUGAUUGACGAGUUGGCUUUAAUCAAAUUCAACAUCGACACCUGCAAUCAGGAGUAUAAACAAAAAUUGAUCAAGCUACAUGAAGCCGUGCAAUAUCGUACCGCAAUCCCGACUGAUCGAGUGUUUCCAAAAUUCUCCGAAUUGACACACAUUUGGUUGCAGUACCAAAACCAAAUCUAUCUGCUGUCGGAAAUCAAUCAGAUAAACAAUACUCUCAUCAAUUUAACGGAAAGGUGUCUCAGUUUUGACGAUUUAGCCUAUCGUUUGCUGGGCGAAUGCCAGGUUCAAACUGACCAGGAUAGACUGAACAAAACGAACGAAAAGCGACUUAUCGUCGAUACCGAGGAAAGCUGCGAAAUCAUACCCUACACGUCAUCAAUGAAGAUUGAAUUCCUGAAAUUUUGCGUAUGGCAUUUGGCGACAGCGAAUGGAUUGUUGAUGCCGGGAAACGUAAAUAUGGGAGUGUGCCAGUAUCAGAAAGAGUUGUACGCUUUCAACAUACCCGAACCUGCGGUAUUUUUCAACGAGGAUCCAGAUAUGUACUUGUUCAAAAUUGUUAAACUCGCCCGCAAGAAAGUACAAUUGGUCGCAUUUUUGGAUAUUUUCUACAAGGUACAAAAUGCCUACAACUCCAAAAGUAUGGACGUUUUCCGUAUCAAAGGACCGGUCACGUGCGAACAGGAAGUUCAGACCGAGCUGCACCCGGUCCCGUCGAAUAUAAACCAUCAAUAUCGUUGGAACAUUUGGGAUCUGCGCCGGGAAGCAAUCGGUCUAACCAAUCUCCGAAUGAAGCAAACCAGUUCAUCGCAAACGACAAAAACUAAGCAGACGCAGGUGUAUUUGCCGAAAAACCAAACCACUCAAACAAGAGUCAGCCGCACCACGGAAACCGACCAGCGGCGAAUGAGAACCAAAAAAGUAGAAACGACACCAUCGCCGUUACAGAUUUAUUCAUUAACUAUCGAAGAGCUAAGUACGGCCCCAAGAAGAAUUUUUCAAAUCAAAUAGGAUUAUGAUGAUCGAGAGUUGCUUAAUAUAAUAAAUUUUUUGCUGAUUCUG